Molecule: messenger RNA, 1026 nt
Organism: Uranotaenia lowii
Lineage: Eukaryota; Metazoa; Arthropoda; Insecta; Diptera; Culicidae
Exons: 1
Coding region: 1-1026 (341 amino acids)
Source: RefSeq, a predicted model, not a curated record
AUGGCCGACGAUCUUCGACGUAUGUCCAAACAGGAACGGAUUUUGUGGAGUCUGCUAGAGAGCUUUGAAGAUUUCCUUCACGACUACGACGAUGUUUGGGAUCAUGGCUCACUUCAACCACGGCUGACUAAGUUGGACGAAGCCUACGAGAAGUUUUGUGAUCUGCGAGUUCGUAUAGAGAUGAUCCUUGAAGACCUUGAAGAGGAAUCUGAAGACGGCGACGAUAAGAAGGAAGUUCGAAAACGAGAAAGCAAAAAGGUGUAUAAGGGAUUUGUGACACGGUACUUUUCUUUGAAACAACAGCUGCUGUCGAAGAUGGAGUCGAUUCCCGCACAACCAACUCAAUCCUCUGUUUCCGACGUGGUUUUGCCGUGUCACACAAAGUAUCCAGAACUUCAGCUGCCAACCUUUUCCGGGAAGCUGUUGGAUUGGAUUAAUUUUCGAGACAACUUCAAGUCGCUGAUUCACGAUAAUGUCCAGUUGAACGAUAUGGAUAAGUUUAACUACCUCCGGACGUCACUGAGAGAUGACGCACUUCUCCAUAUCAAUCAAAUCCAAGUUUCAGCGAUGAACUACGGCCUAGCAUGGAGCACACUUGAAUCGAAAUAUGAGAAUCAUAAACUGAUAGCUCAGGAGCAUUUGAAAGCACUCUUCGCCACAUCUGCCAUGCGGACAGAAAGUUACGAAGCAUUAAAUGUAUUGUUGUCGACGUUUAAAAUCAACCUUCAACAAUUAGAAAAACUCGGCCAGAAGACUAGCAACUGGAGCACAUUGCUAGCGUUUAUGCUCUCACAAAAAUUGGAUGCCGAAACAUACCGUCUGUGGGAAACUCACCAUGCUUCUAAAACCGUCCCUACCUAUGAAGCUAUGGUUGAGUUUCUAGAAAACCAUUGUUCAAUCCUGCAGUCAACGGCCAGUCGCAGUGGCGACGAUCAUCAUCGAAACACUAGAGCUCCUAUCAGUCAUAGCACAGCAACGUUCGAGAGUUUCUGCCCUAUUUGCAACAAUGCUCGACACAAAGCAUAA